This is a messenger RNA of Clavispora lusitaniae ATCC 42720, 1140 nucleotides long. RefSeq lists its product as uncharacterized. The record is from RefSeq and is a predicted model, not a curated record. Gene Ontology annotation, biological process: sphingosine biosynthetic process; phosphorylation. Lineage: Eukaryota; Fungi; Ascomycota; Pichiomycetes; Serinales; Metschnikowiaceae. Gene Ontology annotation, cellular component: intracellular membrane-bounded organelle; cytoplasm; membrane. Gene Ontology annotation, molecular function: lipid kinase activity.
AUGCUUUACGAUCCUGAGUUGCAACAUCUCAUUAGCUUCGAAAGCGGUGGCAGAACUAGCAUACAGAAGGCUUCUUCUCCACCAGAAGGAAUAUCGUGUAUUCUGAGACUGGCGCUUGUUUUCAAAUGCCAGGUGUAUGUUUUAGAUUCCAUAAGAUCCGGCCUGGGUCUACGGACGCUGCAAAACGGAGUCUACGGGCGGAUUCUUAAGCCAAUUUUUGACUCUCUUGACAUUCGCCACACAUACAUAGCGACAGACUCCCGACAUGCCAUCGGAGAUUUUGCACUGUCACUCGAAGAUAGUGGAGUACCGAUAAUGGUGAUAAUCGCAGGCGGUGACACCUCGGUGAACGAAUUUGUCAAUAGCCUCAACAAAGAUCAAAAGGGAGAAAUUUAUAUUGCUACCGUCCCAGAGGGAACAGGGAAUGCACUAGCACUUUCCAAUGGAUGUGGGGAGGAAAAAGAGGCAGUCAAGUGCAUCCUUCUGGCUUCGGUGAAAAGGCCUCUCCAAUUGUAUCUGGUUGAAUUUCCGUCUGGCUCCGAAGUGCUACACCAUGAUGGAUUAAAAGAAACACUUCAAGGGCGCCUUCUUUUCGUAGUAGUAGCCUCUUGGGCGUUUCAUACUUCAUUAGUCGCUGAUAGUGACACGGAUGAAAUGCGCAAGCAUGGGAUCAAUCGCUUUAAGAUUGCUGCAGAGAAUAAUUUAACACGGCCACAAAAAUAUUGUGGUGAUGUGACUAUUGGAAACGAUAGAGCGCUUCAAGGACCUUUAGCGUAUUUUGUGGUUACUCCAGCACAGAGGUUUGAGCCAACUUUCGAGAUUCUGCCUAGAGGAAACAUUCACGAUUCCAGUUUAUAUGUGGUGGCUUUCCAGACAGAAGAGAACGACUCGUAUAUAAUGGACAUUAUGGGCAAAGUUUAUGCUGGUGGAAAGCAUGUGGAUAUCCCUAACGUGUUUUAUGAGGAAGUGAAGGAGUCAGAAAAUGUGAUUUUGUCUUUGGGCGCAAACCUACCACUUAGUCAAAGACGAUUCUGCGUGGAUGGAGCUAUCGUGGUUAUUCCUGAGACCAAAGAGAGUGCUGUAGAAAUCAAAUAUCACGGUCAUACCAUUGGGAGCUGGGAUCUCUAUAUUAUUUCUUGA